Clupea harengus (Atlantic herring) is the source of this 2561-nucleotide messenger RNA. RefSeq lists its product as uncharacterized. NCBI's taxonomy places the organism in Eukaryota, Metazoa, Chordata, Actinopteri, Clupeiformes, Clupeidae. The record is from RefSeq and is a predicted model, not a curated record.
GGUCUUGGACCGCCCCCCAGCACCACUCGACCCACCCACGUUAUAGAUACGAAAUCUGCAAACUACCGCCAAUUUAUUCUUGCAAGUCUUGGAUAGACUUGGAUAAGCUAGCUAGCAGCAUGAAGCGAAUUCGACAACCAAGAUGCUCAGUGGUCGGCUGCACAGAUCAGCACAAAUGCCUUCACGUGACUCCAGCUUCAGAAGACACAAGAGAGAAAUGGAUUUAUUUCAUAUUUGAAGGCAACGUCCCCUCAAGAGUUGGCAAAUAUCUGUUAGUGUGCUCUAACCACUUUGAAUCGGACUGUUUUAUCAACCUGGGCCAAUAUACCGCUGGACUCGCUGGAAGGUUGAUAUUGAAAGGGGGGUCGUUGCCAUCUAUCCGUCGCAGGACUGAAGACGAGGGAAAUGCAAGCACAUCUGUUCAGGGUGCUAGGGUACAUCACGUGGCCUGCCAGACGGACCCACCAAAGAUGUGCACUGUUGGCACGCAGCUUUCUGUGAAAACACAGCGACCUCACUACAAAAGUACAGGCACACAGAAAACUGUGCCCUGCACUGAUGUCGGUGUUGGAACCUCAGCUGUGGCCUUCAAAGCAUCACAGCCAUUCCUAACAUCUGCACCAAUAAAGUGGCCAAGUAAGAGACCUCGCUUGGAGGAGGAAGAGGACAGCCCUUUUGACGGAAGUUCAAGUAUGGACUUCGGAGAGCCACAGGAUGCUACCUAUGAUCCUGAUGACUCGGUCACAGUCUUGACUGAGUCAGCAGAUGUGACAAUGGAAUCUUCCAACCCUUUUCAUAAGACACCCACAUAUAUUGUCUAUGAAAACUGCCUCCUGGAGCUGUUUGAGGUGUGCCCUGUGUGUCGGCAGGUGACAGAUGUGCAAACAAGAAGGGUUGGCACAUUCCUCUCUGUAGAACAGAAGUGCCCACACUGUGAGUUCUACAGAAAAUGGAAUAGUCAGCCUAUUCUUGGUAGCACUCCUGUUGGGAACAUCCAACUCUCAGCUGCAGUGUAUGCCACUGGUGCCUCUUUCUUCAAACUUGAGAAGAUCUUCCGUGCAAUGCAGUUGAGGAUGUUUCAUUAUGACACAUUUCGAAGGCACGCCCGGUUGUACAUAGAGCCUGCAAUCGUGCACAGCUGGAAAACAGCACAGGAUGGCAUGUUGGACCAGCUAUGUCAGCAACAGAAAGUCAUCCUAGGUGGUGACUUGAGGGCUGACUCGCCAGGCCAUUGUGCCAAGUUUGGCAGUUACACGGUGAUGGACCUGACGACCAACACUGUUAUUGAUCUGCAGCUGGUUCAGGAGUCUGUCUCAACAAAGUACAGAAAUAAAGAUGGUCAACCAUUGCUUUAUAAUCAGAGCAAUGAAGUUGGAGGGAGUUACCACAUGGAGAAAGAGGGUCUGAAAAGGAGCCUUGCUCUCUUGGAGGCACGUGGUGUGACUCUGGAUAGCAUUGUCACAGACCGCCACCCUCAAAUCCAGAAAUUCCUGAGGGAGGCCAACAUCACACACUACUACGAUGUCUUGCACAUGGAAAAAGGACUGUCCAAGAAACUGGAGAAGACUUCACAGAACAAAGAAUGUGAGAAACUGAAGAAGUGGCUUUGCAGCAUAAAAAACCACAUCUACUGGACAGCCGCUACGUCAACAUCAGGGCCAGAGAGAGUGGCAAAGUGGACCUCCAUCCUUAACCAUGUCCAAGACAUCCACUCCCAUGAAGACCCUGUUUUCCCCCAGUGUUUGCAUCCGCGACGCACUUCAAGGGACAAGAGCAAAUGGUUGACAGCAGGGACACCAGCCUUCUGCAGAUUAGAGAAGGUGUUGAGUAGCAAGAAGGUUCUGAAAGAUGUGGAGAAGCUGAGCCCUCACUACCAGACCUCAUCGUUAGAGUCUUUCCACAGCGUCAUUCUGCGUUUUGCGCCCAAAAAUGGUGUCUUUCCUUUUCUUGGAAUGUUAUGCAGACUCUACCUGGCAGCCCUGCAUUUCAAUGAAAAUGCUGGGCGUCCCCAAGCAACAAGUUCAGCUGGUGAGCCGCUAUUUAGAGUGAACUUCCCAAAAUAUAAGAAGGGCGAGUGCACAGCAAAGCCGGUGAAAGUAGAUCCAACUUUCCACUACGUGGACAACCUGUUGGACCUCAUCUUUCAGAAGGUUUUUCAGGACCCGGCCCCAUAUGUGAAUGAGGUGCUGAAGAUCCCAAUACCCGAGGAUCUCUCUGCCAAGUAUGCGAAACCUGACAAGUGGGAAGUUAUAACGAGCUAUGUGUCGAGGUUCAAUCAAGAGCAGGUCUGAACCCUGUAUACCUUCCUUGAGCAUCAGGGAACACUCUGCGUAUCUGGAGCACCACGCAGGAGGGCAGGACCACCCUGAUCCUCCGGCCCAGAUAGCCCCAACACCAGCUAACAAAGCUUCUGUACGCCAAAUACCUGUAACGGCUGAGCAAAGUUUACAUUGUAUUUAGAGAAUAAAUGGUGCGGUCAAACAAAGUGUUCCUUUUUUUACAGUAUGGCUACUGAUGGCACAAAGUGUAAUUUUGUAAUCAAUGUUUUUAUUAUACUUGGU